GUUGCUGUAUCAGAGUGCGUACUUCACGUCCAGGAGCUAACGAGUUAGCGCGGUCCUUUACAGACAACGCAGGCCGACACAAACAACCGACACGCCACGAGCAUGACACCGACAGGCCUCCGCGUCCCAGCAGCAAGCAGCAGACUCCCUGGAGGUCAGUAGCGCCAGGCUGGCCGGCGUCACUGUGACCUCAUCCUUCUCAAACCUGUGGGUUGUUGUUGGAGGCCAACAUAACAUAUCAUCAUGAGCGCCCACGAGUCCGACGUGCACACCAUCUCUCCGGAGCUGCCGGCGAUGGUCGACGGCGUGAAGCUGGCGGCGGUGGCCACGGUGCUCUACAUCCUGGUGCGCUGCCUGAACCUCAAGAGCCCCACCGCCCCCCCGGAACUCACCUACCAGGACACGGCCCUGAACCGCUUCCUGCUCAAGUCCUGUCCUCAGCUGACCAAAGAGUACAUCCCCCCCUUACUGUGGGGUAAGAGUGGGCACCUCCAGACGGCCCUGUAUGGUAAACUUGGCCGGGUGAGCUCACCUCACCCAAGUGGAGUCAGGAAGUACUUACCCAUGCAGGAUGGGGCCACUGCGACCUUUGACCUCUUUGAACCAGUGGGGGACCAUAGAACAGGAGAUGACAUCACCAUGGUGAUCUGCCCUGGCAUUGGAAACCAUAGCGAGAAGCAUUACAUCCGAACCUUUGUGGACCAUGCCCAGAAGGACGGGUACCGCUGUGCUGUGCUCAACCACCUGGGAGCUCUUCCCAACAUCGAGCUCACCUCUCCACGCAUGUUCACCUACGGGUGCACAUGGGAGUUUGCAGCCAUGGUGGGCUACAUUAAGCGGACGUAUGCUCAGACCCAGCUAAUGGUGGUGGGCUUCAGUCUGGGUGGGAACAUAGUUUGUAAGUUCCUGGGCGAGAACAGGCUGAACCAGGAGCGGGUGCUGUGUUGUGUGAGCGUCUGCCAGGGCUACAGCGCUCUCAGGGCUCAGGAAACAUUCCUCCAGUGGGACCAGUUCAGGCGUUUCUAUAACUUCCUCAUGGCUGACAACAUGAAGAAAAUCAUCCUGUCACACAAGCACAGCCUCUUUGGGGGGAGCCCACUGAAACUGAAAGAGCUGGACCUCGGCCGUCUGUACACCGCCACGUCGCUCAUGCAGAUCGACGACAGCAUCAUGAGGAAGUUCCACGGCCACAGCUCUCUCAAAGAGUACUACGAGAAGGAGAGCUGUGUCCAUUACAUCCACAACGUCAACGUGCCGCUGCUGCUCGUGAACGCUGCCGAUGACCCUCUGGUUCAUAACUCCCUGCUCACCAUCCCUCGCACACUAGCAGCUAAGAAGCCCAACGUCAUCUUCUCCCUGACGCUCCACGGAGGUCACCUGGGCUUCUUCGAGGGCGCGGUGCUGUUCCCCCAGCCGCUCACCUGGAUGGACAAGGUGAUCGUGGGCUACGCCAACGCCAUGUGCCAGUGGGAGAAACAGAAGCCGCCGUGCCAGAGCCUGGCCUCCUGAGCGUAAAGUUCUGAGCUUGUGACCCCCCCCCCCCCUCCCCCCCCCAGCACUGAGGACACACCUGAACUCGACCUGCUCUCCUUGUCUGCGUCUCCUCUGGUGCUGCUCCACACAGCCGUCUCCACGCCGUCUCGUGUUCUCUGAACGACUAACUGCCUUUGUUCUCAUUUCCCUCACCGACACUUUGACUUCCGAGCAGAAUCAUUUGGUGUCUCUUCCUGUCCGUGAUCUUUGGCGCUGACCAAAUCUGACGAGGUGAAGCGGCGCUGGCGUUAAACGGCGAGGCAGAGGAGACACGAGAGGCUCUCCUGGUCCUCAUCCAGGACCCACUGCCCCCCCAACGGGCCCCGGAGCCCCGUCUGAACCAGCACAGUGUGUGUGGCCCCUGGCCUCGGGGCCCCUGUGUUGUCCUUUCUUUUGGCUGAGCAGCUGACAGUGAAGCAUUAUGGGGGAUUUAACUCGUUAUUUCCAGCUCCUAACAUCCCAUGACACUUGACUUGUUCCAUGUGAGACGCCAGGGAUCAGAGCGGAUAAGUGGAUCCCUCUCAGUGGAUCCCUCUCAGUGGAUCCCUCUCAGUGGAUCCCUCUCAGUGGAUCCCUCUCAGUGGAUCCUCUCUGUGGAUCCCUCUCUGGAUCCUCUGUGGAUCCUCUCAGUGGAUCCUCUGUGGAUCCUCUGUGGAUCCUCUCAGUGGAUCCCUCUCAGUGGAUCCUCUCUGGAUCCUCUCUGGAUCCUCAGUGGAUCCUCUCAGUGGAUCCUCUCAGUGGAUCCCGCUCAGUGGAUCCCUCUCUGUGGAUCCUCUCUGUGGAUCCUCUGGAUCCUCUGUGGAUCCCUCUCAGUGGAUCCCUCUCAGUGGAUCCUCUCUGUGGAUCCUCUCUGGAUCCUCUCAGUGGAUCCCUCUCUGUGGAUCCCUCAGUGGAUCCUCUCUGGAUCCUCUGUGGAUCCCUCUCUGUGGAUCCUCUCUGGAUCCUCUCUGUGGAUCCCUCUCUGUGGAUCCCUCUCUCUGGAUCCUCUCAGUGGAUCCUCUCAGUGGAUCCUCUCUGGAUCCCUCUCUGUGGAUCCUCUCAGUGGAUCCUCUCUGGAUCCCUCUCUGUGGAUCCUCUCAGUGGAUCCUCUCAGUGGAUCCUCUCAGUGGAUCCUCUCUGUGGAUCCCUCUCUGUGGAUCCUCUCUGGAUCCUCUGUGGAUCCCCCUCUGUGGAUCCUCUCAGUGGAUCCCUCUCUGUGGAUCCCUCUCUGUGGAUCCUCUCUGGAUCCUCUCUGUGGAUCCCUCUCUGUGGAUCCCUCUCUCUGGAUCCUCUCAGUGGAUCCUCUCAGUGGAUCCUCUCUGGAUCCCUCUCUGUGGAUCCCUCUCUGUGGAUCCCUCUCAGUGGAUCCUCUCAGUGGAUCCCUCUCUGUGGAUCCUCUCUGUGGAUCCCUCUCUGUGGAUCCCUCUCUGUGGAUCCUCUCUGGAUCCUCUGUGGAUCCCCCUCUGUGGAUCCUCUCAGUGGAUCCCUCUCAGUGGAUCCCUCUCAGUGAAUCCUCUCAGUGGAUCCUCUGUGGAUCCUCUCUGUGGAUCCCUCUCUGUGGAUCCCUCUCAGUGGAUCCUCUCUGUGGAUCCCUCUCAGUGGAUCCUGGAUCCCUCUGACCCGCAGCGCCUUCCUCCUGCCUCCCUGUGCACAGGUGUGGAGGUUCUUGAUGGCGUCGCGCUCCUCUGGCCCAGCGCCAUGAUAACCCGACGUUAGACGACUCGAGUGUUCCCCGUGUUGCCCUCCUCUUCGUCGCCUUUGAUCAGCCGCAGGUCCCGAGGUCUUCCUCUCGCUGCACGGCUCGUGGUUCUAAGGCCUGGAUGAUCUGCAGAUGCUGUGUUGUGAAAGUUGACCAGUGAUCUGAGCUGGGAGGUGAGAGGAAGAGGAGGAUGACCCCGCUAGGCCACAUGUUUAUUUAGUGUAUGUACUGCUGGUACUUCUCUAGGGGAGUGUUCUAUUGUUGAACUAAACGGAGAACACGGCACGUUGGGAUCAAGAGACAGAUUCUGUCCAAGGGAAUGUUUUCGUUGCAGACGGAUUGAAGAACUUUUCUUUAUUCGACUGUUUGUUGACGUCUGAAACUGUCUGGAUGGACGUCUGAGGGUCUGAGGUCUGAGGGUCCAUCCACAGCCUCAUGUGCAGCGAGGAAGGGAACGCUCUGAUCCAAUGAGAGCGCUGGUUGCCAUGACGACUCGUCAGCCGGCCACGACCGAAUGAAUUAAACUAACGACGAGAAGGGAACUCCGAGCCAGAGGGAACGGCUCGGAGAACGGGAGGUCAGACCGGGUCAAACCGGGUCAACAUGUGCCAAACCCAACGGGUUGAUGUGGGCCGUGACGCCUCGGCAGACACCGAUUGGUCGUGCGCCUCUCAAGGCGGUUCCAUCUCCUGCCGUCUGUUGUCUUGGAGACCAGUAUCCGGUCCUCCGGCCCGAGGCCGACCCAGCCGGGCUCGGCGCUGUGGUUCUGGUUCCUCGUGCCGCCGUGUUCCUUUGACCUGUUUGUCUCCAACUUUGCACCAAAAUGCAGGUUUUUGAUUUAUUAUUUGAUGUAUUUUGUUCUUGUCCAUUAUUCGCUAUGUUUUGUAUUUUGAAACGUUUUCUGAGUAUUCGUGAUGUUUGAGUGUUGCGCAACACGUCUUCACUAACUAUAUAAAUGUGGGUUUCGUAUAUAUGAACAUGUUUUGAGGAACGGUGAAACAUGAUGUCAUCAUGUCUGUCACCUGGGACCUGAGCUGCUGCUGUUGCUAUGACAACCAGCUCCUCGGCGUCAUCUGCUUUUGUUUCAUGAUUAAAGAUCGUGGCCUCAC
Messenger RNA from Pseudoliparis swirei, 4320 nucleotides. RefSeq names its product monoacylglycerol lipase ABHD2. Gene Ontology annotation, molecular function: acetylesterase activity; monoacylglycerol lipase activity. Gene Ontology annotation, biological process: medium-chain fatty acid catabolic process; medium-chain fatty acid biosynthetic process; acylglycerol catabolic process. The transcript has 11 exons. Lineage: Eukaryota; Metazoa; Chordata; Actinopteri; Perciformes; Liparidae. The record is from RefSeq and is a predicted model, not a curated record. The coding region runs from base 244 to 1509 and encodes 421 amino acids. Gene Ontology annotation, cellular component: sperm flagellum; sperm plasma membrane.